Messenger RNA from Eupeodes corollae, 8866 nucleotides. It is a transcript of the gene osp, whose product is annotated as protein outspread. Gene Ontology annotation, molecular function: actin filament binding. Gene Ontology annotation, cellular component: actin cytoskeleton. The transcript is spliced from 12 exons. The coding region runs from base 1399 to 8784 and encodes 2461 amino acids. Gene Ontology annotation, biological process: actin filament organization. The record is from RefSeq and is a predicted model, not a curated record. NCBI's taxonomy places the organism in Eukaryota, Metazoa, Arthropoda, Insecta, Diptera, Syrphidae.
CAGUACCGUGGAUACACUCGAGUUGAAAAGUAUGCUUAUGCGUUUCAAAGUUAAAUUUGUUAUCACGUGACGCGUGUGUGUGCCGAACUAUUGUAUAUGAGAUAAAAAGAAAAACAAAAAAUUUAAUAUUCAUUCAAUCAUCAUUAUUAAUUUUUAUUUUCUACCUUCGAUUCACAUUAUUUUUCGUAUAAAACAAAACAAAAUUAAAAAUUUGUUGUAUGACUAAUAACUAAACACUCGUGAUCGUCGUCGUCGUCGUCUUCGAAACAAGAUAUUUGCAUAGGUAUACUCGUGCCUUAACAACAACCGUUGUUUUGUUAAAUUAAAUACGAAUUAUCCGAAUAUAAAUUAAAGAUCCCGAUUGACAUUUCGACAAACAAACAAAAUAUAAAGAGAAACUGUCAAAACUGUCAAAAGUACCAGAAACAACAAAACAAAUUUUGAAUUAAAGUCGAAGUUGAAGCUUUUCUGGAGCCUUGGUUUGGGUGGUGGAUUUGUGAACAAAAUAUUCGGUUUAUCUGUCCCGGUAACGCGAAAACAAAAACCGAAUUAAACGUGCAUUCACCCUCGUCCCCUCUGUCAACAGUCAACAGUUAACGUGUUGUCUUUAAGUUUAGUUGUUUUUGGUCUGUCUGUCUUUUGGUUGUUUAUUUUUUUGAGUUCGCGAUUCUUGAUUUGUUGCUGGCUGGGUCUGUUCUGUAAACAGCCAGCCAUACCACCUCACCGUCACAGUCACCGUCAGAGUCAAACUUAACCGUCCUUCACCUCCCUGUUCGGUUUUUAUGAAAAUUCCGUUCGUCGUCGUGGAACGUAACGUGGAGUGCCUUGCCUACUGCCUGUCCCUGUGCUGAAGUAACGUCAACGUGCCCUUCACCACACCACACCGCUCGACCUGAAGUGAAAUAAAUAUACGAAAAUACCAAACGAAGAAAAAAAGAAAUAAAAACACGACAAGUGUCGUUGUUUUUGAGUUGAGAGUUAAGUGAGUGAGUGUUGUGCCUGCGGGUAUCGGGGAAUAUGGCCAGCUACGAAUUAAUUUGCAUAAUUCCAACAUAAAUAAAUCAAAACAACUGGAAUUAAACUGGCAGAGCUUUUUUCCCAAAAAUAAAAUUAAAAAAGAAUUGCCCCAAAUUUUAAAAAGCCCAAAAAUGUGCCACAUAAACUUAAUUUUUGUGUUUAAAAAAAUAUCGGAUUAGUCUUUCUUGUUUUUAAAAAAUCAAUACUGUAAAUAAAUUUAUCGAAAAAGAUUUAGUUUUUGUUCUAUAAUUCAAUUUUUAACAAGACCAACUGUAAAUUUGGACGGAGUUACAAAAAUUUAACGAAGGAAACUUUAAGCCAUUCUAAAUAAAUUUUGAAACAUUAUUUCAAAACAAAAAUUAGUUUGGAAAAUCUUCAAAAAUGGGAACUCGAACAACGGAUUGUCGAAAAUUUUCACCAAACAUCUUUAACAAAAGCAAGUGCAGCCACUGCUUUAGACAGCGCGAGGAACAUAGUGCUGCUGCUUUGGAAUGCAAUAGGGCAUCACGGAAAGUAUCAAAAUGCGGUUACUUGUUUGUCGCACCGGAUUGGGAUUUUAACAAUCCCCUUUACAGAACUAAGAGAUGGCAACGAAGGUGGUUUGUGCUGUACGACGAUGGCGAGCUAACAUAUUCCGUGGACGAACACCCCGAAACAGUCCCGCAAGCAAGUAUCGAUAUGACAAAAGUCAUCGAAGUCACCACUGCCGAAGAUGUUACCGGCCAUACAAAUUCAGUUGCCAUCACAGCACCAGAUCGUGUCACCUUCAUUAAGGGUACCUGUCCCGAAGAAUCCAAAUGGUGGUUGAAUAUAUUAGCGGCUUUCCCCAAAUCAAAGGGUCGUCACAAAAGAAAUGCAACGUUUCCUGGCGGUCAGGCAACAACGAUAUUACAACAACAACAAUCGAGCGGUACUACAAUCAGCGGUUGUGUUGUGAUGGGAUCACGUAAUCGCCAUAAUUCAUAUCACAAUAAGGAAACACUAAGCGGAAUGGGAAAUUCUGGUGUUGGUGUUGUUGUUGUUGGUGGCGGUGUUGGUUCUUGGGAUCCAACAAGCAAUGACAAUAAUGUAAAUGAUAUGGAUGAUGAGGAUGUAGAUGUGGAUGUGGAUGAUGACGAAGAAGAAAUAAAUGAUUCCGAUGAGGGAACUGGAGGCAUGGAUCGUAAUCAUCAUCACCAUCAUCAUCAUCAUCAGACCUCAAAUGAUGGACAGGAUGAGAACAAUAAAAAUGCUGGCAAUGAGAUCACAAAUAGAGUUUAUACCGACCAGCCAGUCUCAUCGAAGUCGCCACCCACACGAGAUAAAAUUCAUCCUGAAACGAAGGCUCAAGUUCGCAUUAGGAAUCGCAAUCGGACAGCACCAUCAUCAAUUCAGGUGCAACAGGAUGAAUCCGAGUCGGUUCCGCCUUGUUUGCUGAUCGAAGACGCCCGACGUGACGAAAAACUAAAGGACAUCGCUAACACAAUCACGAAUCUAAGUCAAACAUCAAAUCGCUGGAGUACAUCCGGUGUAGGCAGUAAAAUCAAUGUAACAGUAACAACAGUCAACAAUGCCCUAAACAGUCAGACGCAGGGCUUGAACGACGAGAAACCAACCCGCGAUGAAACAGACUUUGCCCAUUAUCGACCUGCCCAUACAAAUGUUGUCAAUCUUAGACCAAAGUCAUUGCCUCUGGCAUCGAAUUCAACGCCGGCCAUAGUGUCAGCCAUAGUCAAGAAAAUUCCGCCUGUUCUCGAACAAGCGACUAGUGGUAAUAUUAGUAAUAAAUCUAGUCCCAGAUUGCAACAACAAUUGCGCCUGCUUCAACAGCAACAGCAGAAACAGUCUCAGUCGCAGUCUCAUGAGAGAGGCGAUCCAGAUGGUGGGUGUAAUUUAGAUGAUUUAUCGACGAAUUAUCUGGCCAAAACCUCAGAGCUGAGAGUCAAUUUGCCGGCGGAGGAAAUUCUGAACUCGAAGAAGGGCUGGCUGAUGAAGCAAGAUGGGCGAACUGGUGAGUGGACGAAACAUUGGUUCACACUAAGUGGAGCAGCGUUGUUCUACCACCGUGAUCCGGUGUCAGAGGAACGUGGUGUUUUAGAUGGUGUGCUCGAUGUAAAUAGUUUAACGAGUAUCACUGAAGUGAAUGCUUCGCGAAAUUACGCCUUCCAACUAUCGACUUGGGACAAACGUCGGCUGGUUUUAUCGAGUUUAUCGGCGAAUUCCCGCAGCAGCUGGAUGACAGUUUUGAAAAACGCUGCUGGUCUUCAGCCAGAGCCCAAAAUCGAAAGUGAAUGUAUUCUGGCGACAGAACUGAUAAUCAAAGAUAAUACAAGCGAUGAUAUUAAGAGUGAAAUAGAGAAGGACUUCAUCAAGGCUCAAAGAAACCAGGAGUUAAUCUUAAACACAAGUCCUAAGCUAUCUCAAGAUACAACAAGCCCAGUGAUUGUACAAAAGGCUAUCACCACACCAGUCACACCUUUGACUCCAAAGAACACGAUGUUUUCCUCGGACGAAGAGUACCGAACUGCUUCGGAGGGUGGGCGGAGAGAUAGUGUGGAUUGGGGAUCUCCGCUCUCGCCAUCCCCACCCAUACCGAUUGCUUUGCUAAGGGCCAAAGAACGUAUGCGAUCACGCCCUGGGAACUGUCCGAGACUUCACAAGCGUAGUAGGUCCUCGCCGCCAAGCUCAAGGAGGAGUACUGUUGAUAGUGUGGGCUCUGAUGAAUUGCCAGUGAUUCACUCAGUUCAGGAAGAACUCAAUAUCGACAAAGAGCUACAAUUUCGACUCGGAGCUGCCGAAAAAGAGCGAGACGUGCUGCGUAAUGAAGCCCAGGAACGCGAAGCGCGAAUGUCGGAACUUUUAACAACCCUCGAGCGAACCGAACAAGAGUUAAACGCUCGAAUAAGGGAAAUGGAAGAAGCUCGAGAUAAUCUCUCCAGCCAACUGGACGAAGCCAAAAGAAAUGCUGAGAAAAUCGUCGACCGGUUAACGAUCGAGGUCGGCGAUAGUCAUAAGAAAAUCAAAAACCUUGAAGAUCGCCUAUCUCGGGGUAUUGAAGAGAAUGAAACGCUUUACAAAAAAUUGCGAGAACUUGAGAGCUGCAGCCCCUCGAGUUUUAGCAAUCUUAACCGACACAAGUUGAAACGGAUGGAUUCACUCAGUGACCUUACACAAAUCAGCGACAUCGAUCCGUACUGCUUGGAUCGUGACAUGUUAGCGGAUGAAUACAAUGAACUCAGGUCGAGGUUUGAAAAAGCUGUGAGUGAGAUCAAGGCCAUGAAGCGGGAACUCAAGGAAUCACAAAACCAAUUCGAUACAUUGGAAAUAUCGUAUGCAUCUCUCAAACAAGACCUUGAUCGUCAGCAAAUUGAAGAUCGCUCCCAGUUGCAAAUGAUGGCCGAGCGUAUUCAAGACCUAACCCUAAAAUACAGUGGUUCCGAGAGGCAGGUGCGUACAUUGAAACAGAAACUGGCCAAGUCUGAGCGCAGGCGAUCACUUUCUCUUAAGGGCAAGGAACAAUUGACAGUCUCAAAAGAACUUGAAAUCAAAGUUACCGAACUGGAGUCGAAGAUCGACGAAAUCGAAAAGAAGUCACCAAGUCAGCAAGUGCGAACGUCCUCUGCUUCGUCAAGUUCGGUAAAGAAAUCAGCUCGUAGACGAUCCCUCGAAAGUUCAGCCAGUACGGAUUCAUUGCAAUUUAUGAUUCGAGUGAACGAUCUUGAGAAACGUUUCGAAUGCUUUACCUCAUCACAACAAUCAUCAGCACCAACAAUCGAUGUCAAACGGAGCUCGUCUAGUCCCAAAAUGUCCGAGCAUCUAAUUGAGCGUCUAAAGUGCCUAGAAGGAGUGCUGAUUUGUAGUAAGGAUCGUCUCGAACAGAGCCUACAUCAACUACAGGCCCUAAAAUCGUCGUCACGAACCCGUAGAUCAGUUUCACCCAUCACGGAUCGCAAAGAUUCUUAUAGAUUUGUAGAACGUUGUCUUGUAGAAGUGGUUAAGUUGAUUCGCGAGUCAUGUGAGACGUGCGUCGUAAGUGAAGAUCUUACGGGACCCGGAAUGAUUCUCCUGCCUGAAACAAACCCCAUUAAGAUCGCCUUGAUACAGCUGGAAGCCCAGCUUCGUGGAAAGCUGGGUGAUCUAUUGAAACAAAGACGAGUGCUUAGGGAACGCAACGAGCUCACCACUCGCAAAGACCUCGAGUUGCUGGCCGAGAGGAUAGCUUUCGAAAGUGUCUGUUUUGGAAAACUUCGGGAAUCCAUCAAUCGUGCUGAGAAUCCUGAACUUUUCGGACAGCGACAAACUCGUGCCGAAAUCGCGGAAACCUCUCAGCUAAUGUCUAUGUUAAAGGCUAAGCUCGGGGGUAAAUGUGCAUUCAAGCCCAGUGGAAGCCUCGACGUUCUAGCUGGGGUGCUCGCCCGACGCCUUAUCCUCUCCUCGUUUCGUAAGGACAAAACAAAAGUGCCCGAAAUGGAUCCUGUCGAACCAAAGAUUCUCGAAGAACUUCUUCGUCAACAAAACGAGAUCAACCUGAUCGCAAAACGGUACAAAAACAACGCCAUGGAAAAUCUGGCUUCAGGGCUGGCGGCAGAGACGCUCAGUUACAUAAGUUCCAAUGAUCUAGUGCAGGGAGCUGUUCAAGAAGCUUGGCGGCAAGCACAAGAAACUGUGAAUGCGGAGCUAGUGCAAUCAGAGAUAGCACACAUAAUGAUAAGGAAUGCAGAACGAUUUGAGACUUCCAUAACACCUUCAUUCGGAUACACGUUAACAGCUGAGGAGCGAAUAACCUUCGAGUCCUUCGCUGACGCGGUUCACGAAAGCCUUCGCAAGGAAAUGGAUAAUGCAAUCGAACAACUUUCCCAGUGCUAUGAUGAAGCUUUGCAAAAAAUGAAACGGGGCCAGUGGAGAAUGCAUUUGGAGCAAGAACGAAAAGCAAGUGAAGGCCGGCAAUUGUUAUCUGAGUUUGCUGACAUCGUUGCCCAUAAGGCGUUAGUGGAUGCGAGAAUAGCAGUUCUACGGGGUGAUUACACUACCACGGAAAGUGCUACUCAGCUCGCUACCAUGGACCCGGGCAAUGCGUUUAGUGUGUCGAGCUUGCAAAAAUAUGAAAAUCUCUUCGAAGAACUCUCGAACGAUCUGCAGAUUUCUAACCCCGACGACAUCUUGGCUGAAGCUGACUUUGAGUUUGUGUACAAAAAUAGAACGAUAGACUUUAUCAGCGAUCGAGCUGUUCUUAAAGACAUCGCAAACUUCCUUAGUCAAUUGGAGCAAUCUAUUGGCAAUCUCAAGCGUGCUAUCCAUCCAAAUAUUGCCUUCAUCGAACCUAAGACAAUCGAACUAAACACCCUAGCGGAUGUCUGUCAGAAAUGUUGUGACAUUAGGGCCCAAACUGAUGGUCUCCUCGAUGAUGUACAAAACUUUAGAGCUUCUUGCUCCAGUUGUUCUCAGCUACAAGAUACCAUCUGUGAUUUGCAUGUGCAGCACGAGUCCCAACUCAUGCGAAUGCAACAGGAUCAUGCCAAAAAUAUGUCCAUGCUGAUGCAGCAAGCCGACAGUCAGCGUCACAAUCUCGAAUCUCUUGAAAGGGAACGCAAUUCCCUGCUGGACGAAAUCCACCAGCAGUCGAGUUUGGUUGACGAUCACGCACGUGAACUGGCCACACUGACCAUGAAACUAAAAUCCAAAGAAGAAGAGUGCCAUCGCAAGGAAAAUGACAAUUUAGAUCUGAUGGAUCGACUGGAAGACCAAACCGAAAAGAUUCACAACUAUCAGACGGAUAGGGAAAGCUUGGAAGGAAAGUGUUCGCGACAAGACGAGGAAUAUGCAGUUCUACUUCAGGAGCGUGAUUUCAUUCAGUCUGAACUGAAUAAGGAACGUGAACGGUGCAGACGUAUGGAGCGACGUUUGGAAAUGCUCGAGGUUGAACAUGGCAAGCAAUUGGAAUGCCUCCAGGAGGCAUACCGCGACCAAAUUCUUUCACAUUGCUCAGAUUUUACGAAUAUCGCUGACGAGGAGAGUUUCCGGCAGCGAUACCAACAGGAGAUCGAACAGUUAAGAACACUCUGUGAGAAAGGUCUGACAGCAAUGGAAUCAUCACAUCGUAGAAUAAUCAACGAUCUGGAAGAUAAACAUCGACAAGAAAUAGAUAGACUUCUCAUGGAGAAGGAAACAGCUUUAGCCGAAGAAACUCAGGCAACUCUGGCUGCUUUAGAUGCAAUGCGUAAGGCACACCAAAGUGAAGUUCAAAGAGAGGUUGCACGUUUCAAGCAGGAAUUCCUAAGGCAAUUCCAAAAGGGUGAACACUCAAUUGAUAACACCAAAAUAAAUGAAGAGGAACUCGAAGAAUUAAGACAAGAAAUUUUGUCAUUUUCUGAGAAAUACUCAAUAAAAUGCGUUGAAAAUGCAGCCCUCGAAGAGAAACUGCGUUCGGCUAAUCAAAAACUAAAACAUUUUCAACAAAUGCAACAAAUUGAAUUGAGAAACAAACAGUUCCGUGCACAUUUAGCAUCUGAGGACCCAUUGAGUGAUGUAAAUUUCGUGCAAGGACUGACUUCAUCCAAAGAUGAAUUGCCAUGCCCAGACAGUGAGCAUGCGCUUGAAGUUAGUUACACAACACAACAAGCACACCCAGAACUCACUUCUACUAAGUCAACAUCACAACCAGAACAAUCCUCCCUACUACCCAUUGACAUUGGCAUCAGACAAUCUGGUAGGAACCCAAACGAUCUUGAUCUUGAAGACGGUUUAAAUUGUUGCUACGAUCCAUGCUAUAAGCUGAGUGGUGCAUUUGAGUAUAACAUGAGGAACUCUAUUGAAGGUUUAAAAAAAUCUUCAUCGAGCCCAAUGUUCAGCAGCAGCAACAACAACAUGCUGACAUCAACAAGUUGCAUCAACAAUGAUACAAAAAACAACGUCAGAUCAUCACCCUCCUCCCAUCCGCAAACUUUUACUAUCACUAGUGCUCCCUUAAUACUGCAAAGUGGUGGUAAAAAACAACAAUUACCAAUAACCAAAGCACUAACCCACCACCACCCUCAACAACAACAUCCCCAUCAAACAAAUACAAAUACAACAUCGACAACUAAGCCGAUGAUGAUUAUGAUGACUACGACAAAGACAACGACGACCAAACCAGUGGAACAACCAAAGAACAUUAAUUUAUUAAAAAAUCUAAAUCCAAAUUCAACUCAAUUAAAAUUAGUUAAUAAUAAUAAUCUUAGAUUAAGUUGUAAUAAUCUUAUAAAUAAUAGUAAUAGUUAUAAUAGUAAUAUCGAUGAUGCAUCAUCUAGUAAUAGUAGCAACAUCAACAAUAAUAACAACAACAGUAACACCAGCAACAUGCGCAUCUUCAGUCGAUCAAAUCAUUGUAGUGGUGGCAACACUGGCGGUGGCAGCAACAGCGGCAAUGGUGGUGUCCAAAAUAAGCUUGCAAUGAGUCUGGGCAGUUUUAGUGAUAUAAUUCGCAAAACAACGCCAUCUAGUGAUGCUAGUGCUAGUGAAAAGAAUCCAGCAAACACGGUGGUGAUGCACAGUAACAGGGGUGAUGAUCACAGCAGCAGCAAUACCGACGAUGAGAAUGAUAGAGUGGCAAGAAGCGUUUGUAAAGGUGUUUUCAAUGAGUCAAGUGCGUCGCAGGCGGCAACCUCAACAUCGAUGCCAGCGACCAACAAGAAAAAGCAUUCAACGUCAAAUUUUAGUGGUAAGCUAUGCUCACCCCCUCCCUUAAGUGGGAAGGACAUUGAGCAUCAUCAUGCGACCUCACAUUUGAGAAGAUUUGAGUUGGAAAUAUAAAACGAUAACUGCAAUAAAAUUAAAAAGUUUUAAAAAAAACAUAAAUUAUUCAAAAAACUUACCAACAACCAAAACAAAAUAA